Anoplophora glabripennis (Asian longhorned beetle) is the source of this 626-nucleotide messenger RNA. RefSeq names its product larval cuticle protein LCP-17-like. Gene Ontology annotation, cellular component: chitin-based extracellular matrix. Lineage: Eukaryota; Metazoa; Arthropoda; Insecta; Coleoptera; Cerambycidae. The coding region runs from base 67 to 474 and encodes 135 amino acids. The record is from RefSeq and is a predicted model, not a curated record. Gene Ontology annotation, molecular function: structural constituent of chitin-based larval cuticle. The transcript is spliced from 3 exons.
UAUAAAUAGUAGAACCGUUUUCAAAAAUUAUCAUAAUUGUUCAGUUAUCCAAACAAAUCGCCCAAGAUGAUGAAACUGGUCGUGUUCUCUGCCAUGGUGGCUGUCGCUUUCGGAGCGUAUGCGGGUGACCCCAAACUAGCCCAAAUCAUCAGUGCGCAGUCUGACAGCGAACCCGAUGGCACCUUCCAGUAUAGCUUCGACACAGAGAACGGCAUCUCCGCCAAAGAGGCCGGCGCCCCCAAAAGCCUGGGCGGCACCGACCCCCCAGCAGUGGUGGUAAACGGAGCCUACGAGUAUACCGACCCCGAAGGAGGCAAGGUUCAGGUCUCAUACGUCGCUGACGAAAACGGUUACCAACCCUCCGGCAACGUCCUGCCAACCCCACCACCAACCGUACCAAUUCCCCCAGCUAUCGCCAGGGCCCUGGAGUACAUCGCCGCUCAUCCACAAAAACCUGAGCCCAACAGGCGAUAAGCUUUCGUUAUUCGAAUCGUCCGUAUGGUAUAUUUUUCUUACCGAACAACUGGGAUUAUUUGUAAAUAUAUAUUUAAAGGGAAAAGUAUGUUGUGAUAGAAAAAUGUUAUGUUGUACAUAGUUACGUGUUACAAAUGCAAUUUAUAAAAAAA